CCGAGUGUUUUUGUUUUGGGUACGAGUUGAGGCCGCAGCGGACGCGGCGGCGGCGGCGGCGCCGGGCGGAGGCCGCGCUCCGCCAGCCCCGCACCCCCCGCCAUGCGCAGGGACAUGAACGGGGUCACCAAGAGCCGCUUUGAGAUGUUCUCAAACAACGAUGAAGCUGCAAUCAACAAAAAACUGCCCAAAGAGCUGCUGCUUCGAAUUUUCUCUUUCCUGGAUGUGGUCACUCUGUGUCGUUGUGCUCAAGUUUCCAGGGCAUGGAAUGUUCUGGCCCUGGAUGGCAGUAACUGGCAGCGAAUUGACCUGUUUGAUUUCCAGAGGGAUAUUGAGGGCCGAGUGGUGGAGAACAUCUCCAAGAGAUGCGGGGGAUUCCUGCGGAAGCUGAGCCUGCGCGGCUGCCUGGGAGUGGGGGACAACGCCUUAAGGACCUUUGCCCAGAACUGCAGGAACAUCGAAGUGUUGAACCUCAAUGGUUGCACCAAGAUCACGGACGCCACCUGCACCAGCCUCAGCAAGUUCUGCUCCAAACUCAGGCACCUGGAUUUGGCUUCCUGCACCUCCAUCACCAACCUGUCCCUGAAAGCACUCAGUGAGGGAUGCCCGCUGCUGGAACAGCUCAUCAUCUCCUGGUGCGACCAAGUGACCAAGGACGGGAUCCAGGCGCUGGUGCGGGGCUGCGGGGGGCUCCGGGCCCUGUCCCUCAAGGGCUGCACCCAGCUGGAGGAUGAGGCCCUCAAGUUCAUCGGUGCCCACUGUCCUGAGCUGGUGACCCUGAACCUGCAGACCUGCCUGCAAAUCACGGACGAUGGGCUCAUCACCAUCUGCAGGGGCUGCCACAAGCUGCAGUCCCUGUGUGCUUCUGGCUGCUCCAACAUCACUGAUGCCAUCCUCAACGCCCUGGGACAGAACUGCCCACGCCUCCGAAUAUUGGAAGUGGCCAGGUGUUCCCAGCUGACCGACGUGGGCUUCACCACCCUGGCCAGGAAUUGCCAUGAGCUUGAAAAAAUGGAUCUGGAAGAGUGUGUCCAGAUUACAGACAGCACACUAAUCCAGCUUUCCAUACACUGUCCACGGCUGCAGGUCCUGAGUUUAUCCCACUGCGAGCUGAUCACGGACGACGGGAUCCGACACCUGGGCAACGGCGCCUGCGCCCACGACCGCCUGGAGGUGAUCGAGCUGGACAACUGCCCCCUGAUCACCGACGCCUCCCUGGAGCACCUCAAGAGCUGCCACAGCCUGGAGAGGAUAGAACUGUACGACUGCCAGCAGAUCACACGGGCCGGGAUCAAGAGACUCAGGACCCACCUGCCCAACAUCAAGGUCCACGCUUACUUCGCCCCGGUGACCCCUCCGCCCUCGGUGGGCGGCAGCCGGCAGCGCUUCUGCAGAUGCUGCAUCAUCCUAUGACAGCGGAGCUCCCCCACGCCGGGCCGGACCCGCGGCGCUCCGGGCACGCCGGAUCCUCGCAGGGACGCUGCCCCAGCCUCGUCUGCCAGCCCCAGUGAGCAGGGCUGGGGUGCCCCCCACACCCCCCGGGACCCCGGCGGGAUGGAGCCGCGGCUGGGUCGGCCUGGUGUCCCGAAGCGUUCCUGCUGGGAAUGCCCCGCGGGGAGGAGGGGAGAGAUCCCAGCCUGGAGGGUCCCUGGUGCUGCUGGCGGGGUGGGAAAAGGAGCAGAGAUCCUUGGGAGAGGGGAGAGAGGAACACGUUUUAACCCUGUUGUGUGGAAGGGAAAAUCCCAACAAACCUGAACGCCCCAACGAGCUCCGUGUGUCAGGGAGGGAAUGGAGCAGCAGCUGCUGAGCCAGGAUGGGCCUGGGAUCCGGGAUUUACCUGGGAUCCGGGAUUUCCCUGGGAUCUGGGAUUUCCCUGGGAUCCGGGAUGUACCUCGGAUCUGGGAUUUCCCUGGGAUCCCAGAUUUCCCUGUCGUCCAGGAUGUACCUGGGAUCUGGGAUUUCCCUGGGAUCUGGGAUGUAACUGGGUUCCUGGAGGUACCUGGGAUCCUGGAUUUCCCUGGGUUCCCAGAUUUCCCUCUGGUCCAGGAUUUCCCUGGGAUCUGGGAUGUACCUGGGAUCCUGAUUUCCCUGGGAUCCCAGAUUUCCCUGGGAUCCCGGAUUUCCCUGUGGUCCAGGAUGUGCCUGGGAUCCUGGAUUUCCCUGGGAUCUGGGAUGUACCUGGGAUCUGGGAUGUACCUGGGAUUCCGGAUUUCCCUGGGAUCCCGGAUUUCCCUCUGGUCCAGGAUUUCCCUGGGAUCUGGGAUGUACCUGGGAUUCUGGAUGUACUUGAGAUCCCGGAUUUCCCCGGGAUCUGGGAUUUCCCUGAGCUCCAGGAUGUCCCUGGGAUCCUGGAUUUCUCUGGCAUCCUGGAUUUUCCCUGGCAUCCCAGAUUUCCCUGUGCUCCAGGAUUCCCCUGUGGUUCCCUGCUCCCACCUGAGCACGCUCACACGGAGUCUCAUCUUCCCUGUGUCCGUGGCAUCCAGCUCAGAGGCUUCCCAGAUUCUUCCCAGAUUGUUGUGAUAGAGCUUGGAAUUCCUAAUGCCACAUAUUUUACCCUCCUCAAAUCCUUUUUUUUUUCCUUUUUUUUUUUUUUUUUUUUUUAGGUUUUUUUCCAAAUUUUUUCCCAAUUCAGUCAUUUCUCAAGACUUCCCAGCCCAAAGCCACAAAUCCGUAAGGAUUUGGUUUUUUCCCCAGGAGAAGCCUGGACCCGUGGUGUGCUGUCAGGAAGAUUUUAAAGGAGCACAGGGGUCUGCACCCCAGGCUGGGUGCGAUCAGGGUGUCCAAAUUUACCCCAAAUCCAGGUUUUAUCCCAAUGACAAGGAUACAAUUCUCCAUACAGGGAAUAACAUACCCAAAUAUAUAAUUCUCAGUACGGGGAGACAGUUUAAAGGACUGGGAGUUCCCUCCUGCUGUCCUUUCCCUCCAUCCUCCCCACGAGGAGAAAAGCAAAGUGAAGCUUCUUGCUCGUUGCCCCGAUGAAGAAUUUGGGAUUCCCAGUCGGAGCAGGGCUGGGGUCCCCCCUCACUCCCCGUGAGGGCCCUUCCCCACCUCCCCACCCUCCUCAGGUAAGUGUGGAGCCCCGGGAUGGGCUCUGCCUGUGCCAGGCCCAGCUCUGGGGGGGAUGGGGGGGUCUGUGGCUGCUUUUUUGGGGGCGUUUCAGGCGAAAUCAGCACAGGGGAGCCCCGACUGACCGAAUUCCAGGAGCUGCUGGGCAGAUCCCGAGGGUUUAAGGGGGUGUCCGCCCUUCCCUCCCUGCUGAGGAAUCUCCUGGUGGGCACAGAGCGGCUGCAGCAGCAGGACUUGGCUGCUUCAGGGGCUGGGCUUGGGGUUUUCCCAUCAGGAAUUCCAAGGACAAUUCGCUGUUCCCAGCAGGAGGGUCCCGGGAGCCCCCCUGGAGCUGCACCCCCUCAUCUCCCCCAGCCCCCCCAGUCUGCUCGGAGCGACUCCAGGCUGCUGUGGUUAAAAGGAUGCUGUCAAUGCCCUCCUGUAGGUGGCUUUUCAUCCCUUCUAUUUAUUCAACUCCUCCCUGGCGCUGUGGAUUCUCCCCCUCUCCUCGGGCGCCUUCGUUUCCAGAACUUUCUCCAGGUUUCGGGGCGGUGGCAGGCUGGACGGGUCACCCGGCAAUCACAGGAUUUGCACAACUCUGGGAAAAUAAAGAGACAAAACACUUUUGUUCGGUUCCCACUGUGGCAGGGGAGAGCAAGAGCGGGGUUUUGGAGCCAGGGCGUGGUUGGCUGGCUGAUCCCUUUGUAACAGAGCAGAGUUUUCCAGGGAAAACUCCGGAACACAGAACCCAAAGCAAUUUUAUUUUCUGUUUGCAGACCAGGGUGACAGCAUUAAGGUAGCUCAAACUUCUUGACAGUGUCCUUUUAAGUCAAUUAUCCGUCUUCAAAUGGACUCUUCCUGAUGUUUAUAUUUAUAAAUACCAAUAAACACCAUUUUCCAA
This is a messenger RNA of Taeniopygia guttata (zebra finch), 3946 nucleotides long. RefSeq names its product F-box and leucine rich repeat protein 20 (gene FBXL20). Gene Ontology annotation, biological process: SCF-dependent proteasomal ubiquitin-dependent protein catabolic process. Lineage: Eukaryota; Metazoa; Chordata; Aves; Passeriformes; Estrildidae. The record is from RefSeq and is a predicted model, not a curated record. Gene Ontology annotation, molecular function: protein binding. Gene Ontology annotation, cellular component: cytoplasm; SCF ubiquitin ligase complex.